Artibeus jamaicensis (Jamaican fruit-eating bat) is the source of this 1839-nucleotide messenger RNA. Its product is annotated as cytochrome P450 2D17. The transcript has 10 exons. Gene Ontology annotation, molecular function: heme binding; iron ion binding; oxidoreductase activity, acting on paired donors, with incorporation or reduction of molecular oxygen, reduced flavin or flavoprotein as one donor, and incorporation of one atom of oxygen. Gene Ontology annotation, cellular component: cytoplasm; intracellular membrane-bounded organelle. Bases 261 to 1766 code for a protein of 501 amino acids. Gene Ontology annotation, biological process: arachidonate metabolic process; xenobiotic metabolic process. NCBI's taxonomy places the organism in Eukaryota, Metazoa, Chordata, Mammalia, Chiroptera, Phyllostomidae. The record is from RefSeq and is a predicted model, not a curated record.
AUGAAUGUGUGCGUGUGAUCUUGUGUCAGUCUGUAAACAUGUGGGUGGUGUCUGAUGUGUGAUUCUGUGUGUUGAAUGUAGCGGUGUGAAGUGAGGGGACACUGAGAACUUCAUUCCUCCCUCCACGUGGGCCUGCGACCUCCCUGUAGCAGUGGGCAAGGGGCAGCAACAAACGCGGGAGGUGAAGGUCACUCAAGAGGAGGCAGGUGCCUGGAGUGGUGAGGGGCACCCUGAGGAGCCCGGUGGGCACUGAGGCAGCCAUGGGGCUCCUGACGGGGGAGGCACUAUGGACUCUGGCCGUGGUCGUGGUCAUCUUCCUGCUGCUGGUGGGCCUGAUGCCCCAGGCUGCGCGGCGCUGGUCUGCUCGCUACCCACCAGGCCCCGUGCCACUGCCUGGGCUGGGCAACCUGCUGCAGCUGGACUUCCAGAACAUGCCUUGCUCUAUUAACCAGCUGCGGCGCCGCUUCGGGGACGUGUUCAGCCUGUGGCUGGUCCGGACGCCGGUGGUCGUGGUCAACGGCCUGGCAGCCGUGCGUGAGACGCUGGUGAACCACAGCGAGGACACCGCCGACCGCCCGCCUAUGCCUAUCUACCAGCACCUGGGUUUCGGGCCGCGCUCGGAAGGAGUAGUCCUCGCGCGCUACGGACACGCGUGGCGCGAGCAGCGGCGCUUCUCCCUGUCCACCCUGCGCAACUUCGGCGUGGGCAAGAAGUCACUGGAGCAGUGGGUGACCGAGGAGGCCUCCUGCCUCUGUGACGCCUUCACUGACCAGGCCGGACGCCCCUUCUGCCCCAACGCCCUCCUAAAUAAAGCGGUGAGCAACGUGAUCUCCUCCCUCGUUUGGGGCCGCCGAUUCGAGUACGACGACCCGCGCUUCGUCAAGCUGUUGGACCUAAUGCAGGAAGGACUGAAGGAGGAGUCAGGACUCAUGCGCGAGGUGCUGAACUUGGUCCCAGUGCUCCUGCGCAUCCCAAGACUGGCUGCCAAGUUAUUCGCGGGGCAGAAGGCCUUCAUGGACAUGAUGGACGAGCUGAUCACCGAGCACAGAAUGACCUGGGACCCAACCCAGCCUCCCCGGGACCUGACUGAUGCCUUUCUGGAUGAGGUGGAGAAGGCCAAAGGGAACCCUGAGAGCAGCUUCAAUGAUGAGAACCUGCGCAUGGUGGUGUCCGACCUGUUCAGUGCUGGGAUGGUGACCACCUCAACCACGCUGGUCUGGGGCCUCCUGUUCAUGAUCAUGCAUCCGGACGUGCAGCGCCGUGUCCAGCAGGAGAUCGACGAGGUGAUAGGGCAAGUGCGACAACCAGAGAUGGGGGACCAGGCCCAAAUGCCCUUCACCAUGGCCGUGGUCCAUGAGGUGCAGCGCUUCGGGGACAUCAUUCCACUGGGCUUGCCCCACAAGACGUCCCGUGACAUUGAAGUGCAGGGUUUCCUUAUCCCCAAGGGGACGAUGCUUAUCACCAACCUGUCAUCAGUGCUGAAGGACGAGACCGUCUGGAAGGAGCCCUCCUGUUUCUACCCGGAGAACUUCCUGGACGCCCAGGGCCGCUUCGUUAAGCAGGCGGCUUUCAUGCCCUUUUCAGCAGGCCGCCGCUCCUGCCUCGGGGAGACCCUGGCCCGCAUGGAGCUCUUCCUCUUCUUCUCCUGCCUCCUGCAGCGGUUCAGCUUCUCCGUGCCCGAGGGGCAGCCCUGCCCCAGCAACCACAGUGUCUACUCCUUCCUGGCAACUCCGGUCCCUUACCAGCUCUGUGCUGUGCCCCGCUAGAGGGGGCACUGAGCCCCCAGCCCGCUCCUCAGCUGGGAGCCCCAAUGUACAAUAAACCAAUCUGGUGACUCCA